AUGGUCACCAUGGAAACCAUGGGCAGCACGGCCACCACAGGUGACCCCUUUGCUUGUGCCUUAACAGGACAUGCUGACUCGGAUCCUGAAGCUCCGCCGCCAGCUCGGGCCUUGGCUCCCCCUCCCAAAGCCCCCUUCCCGGAGCGGAGCCCACCGCACCGCAGGGUCCCUGUCCUGUCCCUCAGCCCAGCCGCCCAGCAGAGCAGCAGCCCCGGGGCAGCCACCGCCACCCCACCUCCCUCCAGCUCAACCUCUCCACCGCCUGGCCAUCAUCUUGCUUGUGCCGGGAUUUCGGGGAAGAGCCAGGUCCUGUUUGCUGUGGUGUUCACUGCCCGCUACCUGGACCUGUUCACCAACUACAUCUCACUGUACAACACGUGCAUGAAGGUAGUCUACAUAGCCUGCUCCUUCACCACAGUCUGGACGGUUUACAGCAAGUUCAAAGCCACUUACGAUGGGAACCAUGACACUUUCCGGGUGGCGUUCCUUGUUGUCCCCACAGCCAUCUUGGCGUUCCUGGUCAAUCACGACUUCACCCCUCUGGAGAUCCUCUGGACUUUCUCCAUCUACCUGGAGUCGGUCGCCAUCUUACCGCCUUUUAUGGUAAGCAAGACAGGACAGGCAGAGGCCAUCACCAGCCACCGCCUGUUUGCGCUGGGCGUGUGCCGCACGCUUCAGCUCUUCAGCUGGAUCUGGCGUUACCACUUCGAGGGCUUCUUCGACCUCAUUGCCAUCGUUGCUGGCCUGGUCCAGACGGUCCUGUACUGCUGUUUCUUCUACCUCUACAUCACCAAAGUACUGAGAGGAAGGCGCAGCCCCGUGAGGACAUGA
Messenger RNA from Castor canadensis (American beaver), 831 nucleotides. The record is from RefSeq and is a predicted model, not a curated record. Lineage: Eukaryota; Metazoa; Chordata; Mammalia; Rodentia; Castoridae.